Phalaenopsis equestris is the source of this 3215-nucleotide messenger RNA. Its product is annotated as kinesin-like protein KIN-14A. Gene Ontology annotation, molecular function: ATP binding; microtubule binding; microtubule motor activity. Gene Ontology annotation, biological process: microtubule-based movement. The record is from RefSeq and is a predicted model, not a curated record. The transcript has 20 exons. The coding region runs from base 129 to 2987 and encodes 952 amino acids. Lineage: Eukaryota; Viridiplantae; Streptophyta; Magnoliopsida; Asparagales; Orchidaceae.
GAUUGCAACGUUGGAAAUUGAACGGUGUGCUAAUGGCUCUUCGUUCUUUCUGUCUCUCUCUCAAGUAAGAAGGAGAAGCGGGGAGAAGGAAGAAGAAGGUAGAAGGCAAAGAAGGAAGAGCAGGAAGAAUGGAGGAACCAUCAAGACUCUCCUUUCGCAACGGCCGCUUGGCAUCUAGAAAAGCUGAGGAAGCUGCUGGCCGGCGAUUCCAAGCUGCGGCAUGGCUGGAGAAGAUGGUGGGUCCUUUAGAGUUGUCUUCUCAGCCGUCGGAGCAAGAAUUUGUGUCCUGUUUGAAGAACGGCCUGGUUCUCUGUAACGUCAUUAAUAAGAUCCAGCCCGGUGCUGUUCCUAAGGUUGUCACAAACCAAUCACUUGGUCUCACAUGGGAGAAUCAGACCCUACCUGCCUAUCAAUACUUUGAGAACAUCCGCAACUUUCUUGUUGCUGUUGAUGAGUUGAAGAUUCCUAGUUUUGAAGCUUCGGACAUUGAAAGAGAUACUAUGGAGGCUGGCUCAGUAGGAAGAAUUGUUGAUUGCAUCCUAGGCUUGAAAGAUUAUCAUGAUUGGAAACAAUUCAACAAGGGUAAUAGCUCAUGGAAAUAUGCAAAGUCCCCCAUGGUUUCUCGCACUAAAGCCGGUAUUCAUUCGAGUGUGUCAGCUAUAAGCUCCUCAGUCAGAUGUUUAGACAUGUCAGCAAAAUCUGAGAAGAAGAUUGAUGAUCAAGGGAUUCAAGGCAAAGUGGAUUCUCUUAUACAAGCAAUGGCUGAUAUCUUGUCCAGUUCAAAGGAAAAUAUUGAUCAGAAUAUCUUUGAUUCGUGGCUAAAAGGAACAGUGGAUCCUGUGAAGCUUUUUAACAGAAUCAUCUCAAGUUGCCUGCAAGAACAAAGGUUAAACUUAGGUGAAGAUUCUGUAGUGGAAAGAAAUACAGCAUUAGAUGUUUGCAGCUUGAAUAAUUCCUGUAAGAAUUGCAGCUUUUGCUUUGGGAAGACAUCUUGCAACCACUUGCAGCUUUUGGAGUCCCAAGAAACUGAACUAGAGGAAAUCAAAGCCUUGCUGUCAAAAUCCAAGUUGGAAUUUGCUGCACUUCAAUCCCAAGUUCAAAAUGAUUUGAUACAAAUAGGAAACCAAAUAGAGGGGCUCUCUGCCGCCGCUAUGGGUUAUCAUCGAGCUGUCGAAGAAAACAGAAAUUUGCAUAAUAUGCUUCAAGAAUUGAGAGGAAACAUUCAAGUCUUUUGCAGAGUCCGCCCAGUCUUUGUAUCAGGAGCCAAAAGUUCAAUAGAUUACAUCGGAAAUGAUGGUACAUUGAUCUUACUUGAUCCACUCAAGGCACAAAAUGUGCGUAAGACUUUCCAGUUUAAUAAGGUUUUUGGACCUAACGCAACUCAAGAGGAGGUCUACAAAGAGACUGAAUCCUUAAUCCGAUCAGUGAUGGAUGGCUAUAAUGUGUGCAUUUUUGCUUAUGGUCAGACAGGUUCUGGCAAAACAUACUCUAUGUGUGGCCCAGAAAAAGGAUCUGCUAAAGAUAUUGGAAUAAACAGCAAAGCUCUUAAUGACAUCUUCCAAACAUCCUGCAUUAGAGAGGAUAUCAAGUAUGAGAUUCAAGUUCAGAUGAUUGAGAUAUACAAUGAACAAGUGCGUGAUCUUCUUAGUGAGGAGACUUCAACAACAAAGUUGGAGAUUCGAAAUUGCUCAACAAAUGGUGGUUUAAGCCUUCCUGAUGCCACCAUGCACCGUGUGAAGUCAACUAGCGACAUCAUGAAUUUGAUGAAAGUAGGAGAAAAGAAUCGCGCCUUCAGUUGCACUGCAAUGAACAACAGAAGCAGCCGAUCUCAUAGUGUAUUGACAAUUCAUGUGUGCGGUAGAGAUGUUAUGGGAAACACACUACAAAGUUGCCUGCAUUUGGUAGACCUUGCAGGGAGUGAGAGGGUGGAUAAAUCCGAAGUUACUGGAGAUAGAUUGAAGGAGGCGCAACAUAUCAAUAAGUCCCUUUCUUGUUUGGGAGAUGUUAUUGCAGCUUUGGCUCAAAAGAGUUCACAUAUUCCAUACAGAAAUAGCAAGCUCACUUUAUUACUACAAAACUCCCUAGGAGGACAUGGAAAGAUGUUAAUGCUUGCUCAUGCAAGUCCAGAAGCUGAGUCAUAUGGAGAGACGAUCAGUACCCUGAAGUUUGCACAGAGAGUAUCCACAGUAGAGCUUGGUGCUGCUCAUGUAAACAAAGAAAGCAGAGAAAUUCAUGAUCUCAGAGAACAGGUAGAUAGUCUCAAGAAAGAACUGGCAAUCCGGGAGCAGGAGAAGGUCUUAUAUUUGCAUAAAAUGAGGGAAAACACUUCAUUAUUAGAGAGAAAGCUGCCAACCAAAUCUCCUCUUCCACGACCAAAAUUCAACACAGACAAUUCUGUAACACGCCUGCGGAGAUUGAGCCUGGAAACUUCCGAGCAUGGAAAAAGCCAAAAUCAAACUAAAAAAGAGUCAGAUCAACAUUUGCAAAUGGAAGAAGAGCAAUUUAAAGAUGUUGCUCAUAAAGAAAUCAAAGAUGCAACCAUUGAAAAGCACAGUCAAGUAAAUGAUAAAGAAAGGUUGCUUAGUUGUUCGAGUAUUUCAAAUUCACCAUCUGUAAAACAGUUAACAAUUCUGGGGAGCAAAUGUGGGCAAUUAGGUGAAGUGGCGACUCCUGAUACUAAUAAAAUUAAGUUGAGUUCCAAUACAUUAUCCAGCUCAAAAGGAUCGCACAUACGAAAAUCGCUGCAGACAUUUGGCAAGUUAUUAAAUGGAUCCGAGAAGAGGGACCAUCAAGUGUCAUCUCUAAUGAAACCCAAACAAGGCAAGGACUUGCAUGCUGUAACGAAAUCACCAGCAACAGUAGAAAGUAGGUAUAGAAGGAGACAGUCUUUAACCAAUGUGCAAGCAUUUGAAAUCAAGGGGUCUAGGAGAAGCUCUCUUGGAGGAAAAUCAGUUGAAUCAUGUUUUAACCAAUGCGCAAACAGUUGAAAUGAAGGCUUGUCAAGCUCGUCUGUGGUAUCAUUUGAAUUCAAGGCAGCCGCAUAAUACAGUACUUGUCUUUCUGCAUAUACUUAGGGUUAACUAUUUACUCCUGAAAAAAAAAAAUUGCGACAAACUCCUUAUAUACGAUCCAUAACAGAUCCAACAAUGGGUACCGCAGGCCUAAGGACUCCUCCAACUUUUCCUGAAUCGACAAAGAGUAAAAACAGAUGGUUG